Molecule: messenger RNA, 719 nt
Organism: Ruditapes philippinarum (Manila clam)
Lineage: Eukaryota; Metazoa; Mollusca; Bivalvia; Venerida; Veneridae
Product: regulator of nonsense transcripts 2-like
Exons: 4
Coding region: 69-719 (216 amino acids)
Biological process (GO): nuclear-transcribed mRNA catabolic process, nonsense-mediated decay
Cellular component (GO): cytoplasm; exon-exon junction complex
Molecular function (GO): protein binding; RNA binding
Source: RefSeq, a predicted model, not a curated record
ACCAUCCCAAGUAUAACCAGAGAAGAGUUAGCUGUGCUAAAUAUCUUGGUGAAUUAUAUAACUACAGAAUGGUGGAAUCUGCUGUCAUUUUCAAAACACUUUAUUCAUUCAUUACAUUUGGUGUGUCUAAUCAAGAGAAUGAGAUAUCAGUAUUAGAUCCUCCAGAUCAUCUGUUCAGGAUCAGAUCAGUAUGUGUUGUAUUAGAGACAUGUGGACAGUAUUUUGAUAAAGGGUCCAGUAAGAAAAAACUAGACUGCUUUCUUGUUUACUUUCAGAGAUAUUACUGGUACAAGAAGCAUUGUCCAAUAUGGAAUGAGAAUCGACCAUUUCCAAUUGACGUAGAAAAUCUCAUGCAAGACACACUUGAAGCUGUAAGACCAAAAUUAAAAAUGAUCACAAGUUUUGAGGAGGCUUGUAAAGCAUGUGAAGACUUAGAAAAUGAAUUUAAACCCAAAAUAGCUGCCAUAUUACCUAUAAUAGAUACAGAGGAAGGGGGUGUAAGUGAAACAGAUGAUGGAGGUUUGACUACUAUACAGGAGUCUGACGAGACUAGUGAUGCUAGUCAACAAGACAAGAGAAAAUUACUGGAGGAAGAUGAGAGUGAAAACAGCCAAAAUAGCCAGAGUCAAAAUGAUCUCACUGGAUCUCAAACCAGACAGGUGGGUAGAUACAUGAUGCCAUUUAUACCCCAAGUUGGGCGUCCAUGGUCGAGUGGUUAA